ACGUGAAAAUACACGUGUAAACCCUGGCGUUUACGGAAGAUGAAAGACAUCGACAUAGGAAAAGAGUACAUUAUACCCAGUCCUGGGUAUAGAAGUGUAAGGGAGAGAGCCAGCUCGGGGCAGCAUGAAGAGCAGGAAGGGUCAAAAUUUCAGCAUGCCAAACAUAAGCAGGUUGAAUGCCAGGAUGCCUUGGAAGCGGCGGCUCGCGCAGAGGGCCUCCCCCUGGACACCUCUGUGCACUCCCAGCUGAGGAUGCUCGACGAGGAGCAUCACAAGGGCAAAUACCACCACGGCCUGAAUGCGCUGAAGCCCAUACGGACAACUUCCAAACACCCGCACCCUGUUGAUAAUGCUGGGCUUUUUUCCUGCAUGACCUUCUCCUGGCUCACUCCUUUGGCCCACAAAGCAUACAAAAAAGGGGAAUUGUUUAUGGAUGAUGUGUGGUCUUUGUCAAGGCAUGAGUCUUCAGAUGUCAACUGUAGAAGGCUGGAGAGGUUGUGGCAGGAAGAACUGAAAGAAACUGGACCUGAUGACGCUUCUCUCCGGAGGGUUGUGUGGGUUUUCUGCCGCACCAGACUCAUCAUUUCCAUAGUGUGUCUGAUGAUCACGCAGCUCGCAGGUUUUAGCGGACCAGCCUUCGUUGUGAAACAUCUCUUGGAAUAUACACAGCAGAGUGAGUCCAACCUGCAGUACAGCUUGUUUUUAGUUUUUGGCAUCUUUAUGACGGAAAUUGUGCGAUCCUGGUCCCUUGCACUAACUUGGGCUUUAAAUUACCGCACGGGGGUUAGACUGCGUGGAGCUAUCUUGACUAUGGCAUUUAAGAAAAUUCUCAAGCUGAAGAAUAUCAAGGAGAAGUCUCUUGGAGAGCUCAUAAAUGUAUGCUCCAAUGAUGGUCAAAGGAUGUUUGAAGCUGCAGCAGUUGGCAGUUUGUUGGCUGGGGGCCCUAUUGUGGCCAUCCUGGGAAUGGUUUAUAAUGUGAUCAUCCUGGGUCCAACAGGCUUCUUGGGCUCUGCUGUCUUCAUCCUGUUCUACCCAGCAAUGAUGUUCGUAUCGCGCCUCACGGCUUAUUUCAGAAGAAAAUGUGUAGCAACAACAGAUGAGCGCGUGCAGAAGAUGAAUGAAGUUCUUAAUUACAUUAAGUUCAUUAAAAUGUAUGCCUGGGUUAAAGCAUUUUCUCAGAAUGUUCAAAAAAUUCGGGAGGAAGAACGUAAAAUCUUAGAGCGUGCAGGCUACUUCCAGAGCAUCACUGUGGGUGUGGCUCCCAUAGUUGUAGUUAUUGCCAGUGUGGUGACGUUUUCUGUCCAUAUGAUCCUUGGCUACGAUCUUACAGCAGCUCAGGCAUUCACAGUGGUUACUGUCUUUAAUUCAAUGACUUUUGCUCUAAAAGUAACACCUUUCUCAGUGAAGUCUCUAUCUGAGGCAUCUGUGUCUGUUGACAGAUUUAAGAGUUUAUUUCUAAUGGAAGAGGUUCAUAUGAUAAAGAAAAAACCAGCCAAUCCUCAAACCGCGAUAGAGGUGAAAAAUGCUACUUUGGCUUGGGACUUCUCCCACGCCAGCGUCCAGAGCUCACCAAAGUUGACCCCCAAAGUGAAAAAAGACAAGAAAGUCGCAAAGAGCAAGAAGGAGAAAAUGAAGCUGCAAAGUGAGGGACAGCAAGCUGUGCUGGCAGAGCAGAAGGGCCAUCUUCUAGUGGACAAUGAUGACCAUCCUAGUCCUGAAGAGGAGAACAAAAUCAUCCACCUGGUUAACCUUCGGCUUCAGAGGGCUCUCUACAACAUUGACUUGGAGAUAGAAAAGGGAAAACUUGUUGGAAUCUGUGGUAGUGUGGGGAGCGGAAAAACUUCACUUAUUUCAGCUAUUUUAGGACAGAUGACCCUGCUGGAAGGCAGCAUUGCAGUAAGUGGAACAUUUGCUUAUGUGGCCCAGCAGGCCUGGAUUCUCAACGCGACACUUAGAGACAACAUUCUGUUUGGAAAGGAAUAUGAUGAAGAAAGAUAUAAUACUGUGUUGAAUGGUUGCUGUCUGAGACCUGAUCUAGCCAUCCUUCCAAAUGGAGACCUGACAGAGAUUGGUGAACGAGGGGCUAACCUGAGCGGAGGCCAGCGUCAGAGAAUCAGUCUGGCUCGAGCACUGUACAGUGAUAGGAGCAUUUAUAUCCUCGAUGAUCCCCUCAGUGCCUUAGAUGCUCAUGUGGGAAAUCACAUUUUUAACAGUGCAAUAAGGAAGCACCUGAAGUCAAAGACUGUCCUCUUCAUCACGCAUCAACUUCAGUAUCUUGUUGAUUGUGAUGAGGUGGUUUUCAUGAAAGAAGGCUGCAUUACUGAGCGAGGAAGUCACGAAGAACUGAUGAAUUUAAAUGGUGACUAUGCAACCAUUUUUAAUAACCUGCAGCUGGGAGAAACACCACAUAUUGAGAUUAAUAUAAAGAAGAACACAAACAGUUCACUGAAAAGACCUCAGGAUAAAAGUACCAAAGCAGGGUCUGUGAAGAAGGAGAAAGUUGUGAAGAAGGAAGAGGGCCAGUUGGUGCAGCUGGAAGAGAAAGGCAAAGGCUCUGUCCCCUGGUCUGUCUAUGGCAUCUACAUUCAGGCAGCUGGAGGCCCCUUUGCAUUUCUCAUCAUCAUGGCACUCUUUGUGCUGAAUGUGGGCAGCACAGCUUUUAGCAACUGGUGGCUGAGUUUCUGGAUCAAGCAAGGCAGUGGAAACACCACUGUGACGUUGGGAAAUGACACUGUCUUGAGCAACAGUAUGAAAGAUAAUCCUCACAUGCAUUACUAUGCUGGCAUCUAUGCUCUGUCCAUGGCAGUCAUGUUGAUCCUGAAGGCGGUUCGUGGCGUUGUCUUUGUGAAGGGAACUCUCAGAGCGUCCUCAAGGCUCCACGAUGAACUCUUCCGACGGAUUCUGCGUAGCCCCAUGAAAUUCUUCGACACUACACCAACAGGACGGAUUCUUAACAGAUUUUCCAAAGACAUGGAUGAAGUUGAUGUUCGCUUGCCAUUUCAAGCUGAGAUGUUCAUCCAGAAUGUCAUCCUUGUGUUCUUCUGUGUGGGGGUGAUUUCUGGAGUUUUUCCCUGGUUCCUGGUGGCAGUGGGGCCCCUCGUUGUCCUGUUCACCAUUCUGCAUGUUGUGUCUAGAGUUUUUAUCCGAGAGCUGAAGCGUCUGGACAACAUCACACAAUCUCCGUUUCUGUCACACAUUACAUCUAGCAUACAGGGUCUCUCCACAAUCCAUGCCUAUCACAAAGGACAAGAAUUCCUGCACAGGUAUCAGGAGCUGCUGGAUGACAAUCAGGCACCAUUUUACCUGUUCAGCUGCGCGAUGCGCUGGUUGGCUGUACGCCUGGACAUUAUCAGCAUCGCUCUCAUUACAACCACUGGCCUUAUGAUUGUCUUAAUGCAUGGCCAGAUUCCUCCUGCCUAUGCUGGGUUAGCGAUCUCAUAUGCUGUACAGUUAACAGGAUUAUUCCAGUUUACAGUCAGACUUGCUUCAGAAACAGAAGCUCGCUUCACCUCAGUGGAGAGAAUUGAUCACUACAUCAAGACUCUUUCCUUGGAAGCUCCGGCUCGAAUUAAGAAUAAAGCUCCUCCUCUGGACUGGCCACAGGAAGGUGAAGUUGUUUUUGAAAAUGCAGAGAUGCGGUACCGAGAGAACCUCCCUCUAGUGCUGAAGAAAGUGUCCUUUACCAUCAAACCAAAGGAAAAGAUUGGCAUUGUGGGACGGACGGGCUCAGGGAAAUCUUCUCUUGGAAUGGCACUCUUUCGUCUGGUUGAACUGUCUGGAGGGUGCAUUAAAAUUGAUGGAGUGAAAAUAAAUGACAUUGGUUUAGCAGAUCUUCGCAGCAAACUCUCAAUAAUUCCUCAGGAACCUGUGCUGUUCAGUGGUACUGUGAGGUCAAACUUAGAUCCUUUCAAUCAAUAUAGUGAGGAACAAAUCUGGGAUGCUUUGGAAAGGACUCACAUGAAGGAGUGUGUUGCCCAGCUGCACAUGAAACUUGAAUCAGAAGUGAUGGAAAAUGGGGAAAACUUUUCAGUCGGGGAGAGACAGCUACUGUGCAUAGCUAGAGCUCUGCUGCGUCGCUGCAAGAUUUUGAUACUGGAUGAAGCUACAGCUGCUAUGGACACAGAGACCGAUUUACUCAUCCAGGAAACCAUCAGAGAGGCAUUUGCAGACUGUACUAUGCUAACAAUCGCUCACCGCCUGCACACCGUGCUGGGCUCCGAUCGGAUCAUGGUGCUAACACAAGGACAGGUUGUGGAAUUCGACACGCCAUCCGCCCUGCUGGCCAACGAGAACUCGCGCUUCUACGCUAUGUUUGCUGCUGCGGAGAACAAGGUUGCUGUCAAGGGCUAAAAUUCAGGGCAAAGUCACUUUUAUUUUGGAGGGCUCCACUCCCUGCCUGUGGCAGGCCAGCUCUUCUUACUCUUUCUCCUCCAAGCAGAUUAUUGCCUUUUCAUGUUUUAAUUUUUAGCACAGUGUGUCAAAGCCAGAGAGUUUUUAAAACCCUGUUAGAAGAAUUCUUCAUGGUUUUAUUACUGUAUUUAUUCCAUAAUCAUAUUACUAAUUUUUUUUGUUAUUAAAUGCACUCUACAAAUGGCUCAGGGAGCCAUAGUUAUAAAUGUAUCAGAGGCCUAUAAUGAAGCUUUAUACGUGUAGCUAUAUCUAUACAUAAUUCUGUAUAUAGCCUAUAUUUACAGUGGAAAUGUAAGCUGUUUAUUUUAUAUUAAAAUAAGCACUGUAUUAAUAACAGUGCAUAUUCUUUUCUAUCAUUUUUGUACAGUUUACGGUACCAGAGGUCUGGCUUUGUUAUCAAACUGUAUCAGACACUAUUUUGUCUCUUACAGUUGGUCUUUUCCUAGUGCCAGAUUUUCUGUGUGUCUGAGUGGAAGUGAAGCUUUGCAAUAGUGUCUUUUAUUGUCCCAUCAUUGUUGUCUAGCGCAGAGGAGAAGAGCUCUGUGGUGUAACUCUAUUGCAUUGUAAUUUAUCAAAGCUAGCUGGAGCAUUGCUAAUGUUCACCUUGGCAGCAGCUGCCGCCGCCCAUGAUGCUUUCCCAAAGCAGGGUUUUGGUGAUCUCUUCAGUGAUUUGGGGGAGAGAACCACUUUUGGGUCAUGUUAAGGCCUCAUUUUCUCAGUGUCCUGAUACAGUAUUUCUUACUGUAUCAG
Messenger RNA from Tinamus guttatus (white-throated tinamou), 5160 nucleotides. NCBI's taxonomy places the organism in Eukaryota, Metazoa, Chordata, Aves, Tinamiformes, Tinamidae. The record is from RefSeq and is a predicted model, not a curated record.